Didymosphaeria variabile is the source of this 1545-nucleotide messenger RNA. RefSeq lists its product as uncharacterized. Gene Ontology annotation, molecular function: hydrolase activity, hydrolyzing O-glycosyl compounds. Gene Ontology annotation, biological process: carbohydrate metabolic process. NCBI's taxonomy places the organism in Eukaryota, Fungi, Ascomycota, Dothideomycetes, Pleosporales, Didymosphaeriaceae. Bases 1 to 1545 code for a protein of 514 amino acids. The record is from RefSeq and is a predicted model, not a curated record. The transcript is spliced from 5 exons.
AUGGGAUGGAAUACCUACAAUGCUUACAAUUGUAACCCUUCCGAACAGAAGGUCAAAUUGAAUGCGCAGGGUCUCAUCGAUCUUGGACUCAACAAGCUCGGCUAUAACAUCGUCACGCCGGAUUGCGGCUGGAAUGCUCGGUCGCGGGAUAGCACGAAUAAGUUGCAGUGGAACGCGACUUUGUUCCCCUCGGGCGGAAAAGCACUUGGUGACUACUUGCACGGGCUGGGCUUGAAAUUUGGCCUGUACUCAGGCGCUGGAUACCUCCAGUGCGGCUCGACGGAUAUUCCGGGUUCCCUUGGUUAUGAGGACGUAGAUGCUCAGUCGUUUAGUUCGUGGGGUGGCGAUUCAUUGAAAUACGAUAAUUGCUAUGCGACAUCGAAGACCAUCAUGGUCGACUCUGACUCAGCAGAAGCGAAGUCGCCUACGCGUUUCCAGAAGAUGGCCACGAGUCUAGAGGCAGUAGAUCGAUCGUUCCAGUACUUCAUAUGCCAGUGGGGCAUCGGAGAGAAUGUGGGAAAUUGGGCAUCGAAGAUUGGUAAUACAUGGCGUAUGAGCAACGAUAUAUAUAACGCAUGGCGUUCCAUAUGGCGCAUUACGAACCAGGUAGUGCCUUAUUGGAGAGAUACCAGGCAAGGUGCUUUCCCUGACAUGGACAUGUUGCUUGUCGGUUUGAAUGUGCUCUCCGCCGAAGAAGAGCGCUUCCAUUUUGGCAUGUGGGCGAUCAACAAAUCACCUUUAAUGCUCGGCGGUAUUCUUGACAGUAAGCUGUCGAAAACAUCGCUCGCCAUCAUCUCCAACAAAGAAGUCAUCGCCAUCAACCAAGACUCCCUCGGGAAACAGGCACAGCUCGUACGCCGCUACACUGUAGAAGAAUGGGACAUCUGGUCCGGUGAGCUCUCUGUUUCGCGAAAGGUCAUUGGUAUCGCGAACUGGAGGAACCAGUCUCAGACUGUUGUCGUAGAUCUUGCGAGUCUAGGAGUCUCAUCCGCCAUAGUGCGCGAUGUGUGGGCCGCUAAGGAUGUCGGCUCGCUCUCCGGAACGCAGAGCGUCAAUCUUGCAGCACACGAGCUGAAGCUGUGGGUUCUUUCCAACGUCACUACCGCUAGUACGCCCUCUUCUACAUACUACCAAGCAGCGUCAGCAACAUUGGCUGGGGGGACCUCAGUCACCACAUGCCCUUCCGGCAAGUGCCUUCCUGCUGGCAAGAAAGUGGGUAACAUCGGAUCGGGAGCCACUGUCACUUUCAAUUCUGUCGCCGCUAAGAAGACAAAGUUGCUCGUAGGCGUGGACUUCAUCAACUACGACUAUGCUUUCACGACAGCUUGGGACUGGGGUUCUAACACCAGGAAUAUGACCGUCGCAGUUAACGGUGGCUCGCCCAAGAGGUGGGCAUUCCCUCUGUCGGGAGAAGACUGGUAUGAGACUGGUCGGCUUAAUGUUGAGGUUGAUGGGCUCAAGGUUGGUUCGUCGAAUCAGAUUGUGUUUGCUAAUGUUGAUACUGCGUGGGCGCCGGACCUAGUCGGUAUCGAAGUCUUCGGGUAA